Maniola jurtina (meadow brown) is the source of this 1037-nucleotide messenger RNA. RefSeq lists its product as uncharacterized. Gene Ontology annotation, cellular component: transcription regulator complex; nucleus. The transcript has 2 exons. Bases 115 to 780 code for a protein of 221 amino acids. Gene Ontology annotation, biological process: regulation of transcription by RNA polymerase II. The record is from RefSeq and is a predicted model, not a curated record. Lineage: Eukaryota; Metazoa; Arthropoda; Insecta; Lepidoptera; Nymphalidae.
GGCCACAUCGCCACGACAUGACGUCAUCAACAGCGCGCGCCUAGCUGGCGCCUGCGCUCCCCCCUUUCAUUCUGCGUUGUACUGUGUUGCCGCGUGGUUGUGCGAAAAAUUAAAAUGUCCGACUCGGAGACUUUUGACACGGAUAUGUUUAUUGAGGAGAUUCGCAAUUUGCCAUGCAUUUGGGAUCAAAGGACAGAGGAGUAUUCCAAUCGCAUAUUAAAAAACAAAGCAUGGGAAACCCUUUGCAUGAAGUUUUAUGAAGAUUUUGAUAAUAAGGAAACAAAAGAAAAAAACCAGUGCGCUGCCAACUUACAAAGAAAAUGGAAAAGCUUAAGAGACUCUUUCAACAGAGACCUUAAAAAACAAAAUUCACAGAGAAGCGGUUCAGCAGGUAGUUCAAAGAGAUACUACUACUUUAGUCAAUUAUUAUUUUUAAAGCCAUUGUCUGAAAAUCGAAAUACAACAUCGUCUCUACCAGUACAAAACAAAGACGAUGACAUCGAACAAAUCGAUAAUGAAGACGAUAAUACUACUGAAACGAGUGACUCUGAAGUUUGGAAGAGACCAAAAAAUAUCCAAAGAAAAAAAGAUGAUGCAGAAUAUGGGUUAAUAAAAAAAAUAACAAGUCAUUUGAGCGAUCAAGUAACUGCACAUACAAGUAACUACACUACACAGGAACGUGACAAGUCCUGUGACAGUGAUAUGCAUUUUUUGCUAUCUUUAUACGAUAGAAAUAUUGAAUGUAAUUCAAAAAUAUCAUACACCUACAACUACACGUAAUGAUAAUUACAGUGAAUAUGGACAGGGGUAUACGACACAAGCGUACCAACCGUACGAACGACCAUCAACGUCUAGGUAUCGGCCGGAUAUGGAAACAGGCUCUCCACAGCUUCGCAAUUUGCGUACUGCAUCCACACCAAGAGAUAUUUCAGUACCAGAAUCUCCACUCAGCGUCUCUUCUCAGGCUUCAAACUAUAAUGAUCCGAUUAUAACGGAUAUUUUCGGAGAUUAACUGAUUAAUUACCUACUCUGUUGAU